Molecule: messenger RNA, 1484 nt
Organism: Halteromyces radiatus
Lineage: Eukaryota; Fungi; Mucoromycota; Mucoromycetes; Mucorales; Cunninghamellaceae
Exons: 3
Coding region: 250-1377 (375 amino acids)
Source: RefSeq, a predicted model, not a curated record
UUUUAGUAUUAUUCAUUAUGAAUUUUGUUGAAUGGACCUAUGAUGCUUCAUUUGACCUUUGUACACCUUGAGUUAUUUUAAAGUCCGUCGUCUUUCUCUCAUGCUAGCAUUUUCCUUUUCUUUUUUGUUUAUACUUGCUUAUCAUAUCACCUUAUUUUAUAUCUAAUAUAUUAUUAUUAUUAUACCAUUUCAUUUGAUUCUUCUAAGAAUGCACAAUUAUUCACCUUGUUUUACAUCGAUUAUAUCGCCAUGUCAUUUGAUUCUUACCGAAAAGCACAACUACAUCUACAAGAAACAAGAAAAACAAUUACUAUACCACAGUUAGACAAAGACACCUGUAUAUCAUAUCUCAACAAAGUAUUCCAAGUAUUAGUACGCGAAGAUUUACAUAAGCUAUGGACAAACAAAAAGAAGAAAACCGAAUCCGAGAUUCUAUCAAACUAUUGUCAACAACAAGAACGAAAGCGAACAAUACCAAACCUUUACAAAAAGACUGUAGAACUGUAUAACCAAGAAAACUCAACCGAUUUUUCCAAAGAUACAAUUAGAGCAACUGCAGACUCGAAAGCUAUACCUUAUGUUCGCCUUUAUAAAGAAUUUGUGAAUAAGAACGCUGCCAAUAUAUUAGAGGAAUUAAAAAACAACGAUAACAACAACAACAACAACAACAACAACAACAAUCAAGAUAAUGAGGAUAAUUUUAUUCACAAUACCAUUACUUCUCAAUUGAACACAAUCUUACGACCUGAUUUGUCUGACUUGGAGAAAAACAUCAUCCAUCAAUCACUACUGAAGUCACAGAAGAUAGUUACCAAUAUAAUGGCGGAUAUCUCAACUUUGGUUUUGUUAGACCUUUUGAAACGGACAACUGGUCCACCUGUAGAAAUAACUAGUAUUCUACCUGAAUGCAAGAUUACCAAGGUCCUUCCACCACCACUGAUCUCUCCUCCUUCUUAUGAUGUCAAGAAACUCAUGGCUAGUCACAACAAUGCCACCAAAGCUGAACGACGUCUAUUUGAACUGUAUACUGCCGGCCAUUUGAUGCAUCUGCUGACCUCAACUCAUAACCCUCAAGAAACCUCUCUUACUGACACUCCAGGCCCUUCUACUUCUUCAAGUCAUGAUUCCAACAAGGAUGGUAUAUUGAACUGGAAUUUGGACUUACCGGACAUCACCAACCUAAACCUUACUGAUAUGCCACCUGGAUUAUCUACCAUUAUUCAGCCUUAUUUAAAUACGUACGCCAUCAAUUUAAAGAAUAUAUAUCAAGGUGAUAUAGUGGAUCGUCUGCUAUCAAGAACUAUUAUGACUGUUCUUCGGUGUCGGCUUAUUCUUCCAAAAAAGGACCAAAAUAAGAAUGAAUUGAAAGAAAGGUAAUGCAUAUUGAUGAUUUGAUGAUGAUGAUGGAUGGUUCACAUUAUUAACCUAUCUAUAUAUAAUUAGAAAAUCACAACCAAAAAGUCCCAAGAAUUCUUUUACAUUCA